GUUAUUGACCUGUUCUACCUUAAUUCAUCUCAAUAUUCAAUUGCAAUGCUCUUAUUUUAAAUAAUAUAUUUCACCCAAUAUUAUUUUAGAUAAGUGCAAGACUUCAUAUUACAAUUAAUUUCACUCAAUUAAUCUACCUAGCUACUAUAUUUAUUCUCUAUUUAUGAACUAUUUUUUCUAGGGGUGUGCAACGGGGGUUGGCUCGUACCGUACCGCACCGAUCACCGGACCAAACUGACACUUGGACCGGAACACACCGAACUGAAUGUAAUAUGGUUAGGUCCUUGGUACCCAUGAAUUUUAUAAAUACCGAAUAAAAAUAAACCGAGUUGACAUUUGGACCGGACCAAAUUAGCGGGCCGAGGACACUGUUGAUCGGGUUAUCCUUUGGUCCUAAAAUGUCUUUCACUAUUUGACAACGGUUCUCCCCGAGUUUGGUCUGGUCCGGACCAAACCAUUGCACACCCCUAAACUUUUUGCUUUGCUUUUAUCGUUAAGAAAUAAAUGUUUUCUCCAAAUUAUAUAUUAAAAUAGGUCGAUCUAUCAUGACCCGUACCCUCAUCAUACAUUACCCAACCCUGAUCUACACUUAAUACAAAACACAUAUAUGUAUAUUGAGAUACUCGCCUCGUCUGUCCAUCACCGUCACUAAUUUAGCGAGAAUGACUGCCGUCUGUUUGGUCAGCUGAGCAAAACCUCCUCUUUGACUGCCCAGAAUUGCUCCACUCGGGCAAAAAAAGCCAAACCCAACCUGCCUGCCUAUAAAUCGCCCCCUAAAAAACCCAUCGUCCUCACACACCAUCACAGGGAAAAAAAUCAAACACCAAAACCAAAUCAUGGCAAGUCAUCAUCAUCGAUUCUAUUCUCUGCUCCUCACGGUCAUUUCCCUAACCACGUCCAGAUCCUGGGCCCAGGCGUCGGCCCGCUCCGUCAACUGGGCCAAAAGGCUGGACUCCGGCUCCGGCCCGGACACCAUCACCAACAUCCAGUUCUACUUCCACGACAUCUUCACCGGGAACCACCCGACCGCGACCCGGGUGGUCCACCCGGUCCCGGGUUUCUCCCACACGACCUUCUUCGGGGCGGUCGUGAUGGCCGACGACCCGCUGACCGAGUCGGCCGACCCGAGCUCCAAGGUCGUCGGGCGGGCGCAGGGGAUGUACGCCGCCGCGGGGCGGAGCGAGGUCUCGCUGCUGAUGUCCAUGAGCUACGGGUUCACGGACGGGGACUACGACGGGAGCUCGCUCAGCAUCGUGGGCCGGAAUCGGGCCUUGGACCCGACCCGGGAGCUGCCCGUUUUGGGCGGGACGGGGGUUUUCAGGAUGGCGCGUGGCUACGCGGUUAUAAAUACGGUGACGGCGAAUGCGAGGGGAGACGCUGUGGUUCAUUAUAACGUCACGGUCUACGCUCCCCGGCUUUAAAUGGUCAGUGAGUGAGUCUUCGCCGGUUGCUGGCGCCGUCGGUGGAGGCGGCAGCGAGCAGCUAAUUUGUUUGUGUUGUGUCUCUGAGGGAGAUGUUUCUUGUUUCAUUGUGGUAUAAAUAUAAUAAUACAAAAAAUUGUCUUAUCGUUCUCCUACAAAAUGUGGUUUAAGAGUUUACAAUUAAAAUGAGAAAUUAUAGAUUUUUUUAUAUAUGAAUUAUUAUUAUAUAAAUGAUAUGAACCGGUUAAACACAAGGAAUUAAAGAGUAUGGCCCCAAUGAAGUACUAGUUAGCUAGGCAGCUACUGAUUAUCGUCUUGGUAAAGCAUUAUCUCAUAAACUAGUUAAUCAUAC
Linum trigynum is the source of this 1773-nucleotide messenger RNA. The record is from the annotation of a GenBank genome assembly. NCBI's taxonomy places the organism in Eukaryota, Viridiplantae, Streptophyta, Magnoliopsida, Malpighiales, Linaceae.